Messenger RNA from Cantharellus anzutake, 1405 nucleotides. RefSeq lists its product as uncharacterized. Gene Ontology annotation, biological process: lipid metabolic process. The record is from RefSeq and is a predicted model, not a curated record. Bases 89 to 1285 code for a protein of 398 amino acids. The transcript has 4 exons. NCBI's taxonomy places the organism in Eukaryota, Fungi, Basidiomycota, Agaricomycetes, Cantharellales, Hydnaceae.
CCGACGGUCACCAAAGUGCCGUCCAGAACUUGCCUACCCUCGCUCACAGAUACGCUUACACCCAAGCACCACCUGCUUUACGCGUUCGAUGAGGGAUGAUUUGCUCCCCCAAGCCAUGACCCUCGUCGAAGCCCAAUUCGCCCGAAUAGGCUUGGCUUCACUGGCAGUCUAUUACUUCUUCAAGUUUGGUUUUCAUUAUAGUACUACGUUAGAAAACGCUAUAGACCCUGGAGCGCAAAUGACCUGGACGAAUAUUGCAUUUUAUUUUAUCUCUCGUAUUUUAGCGGUCGGGGUACUGAGCUUCAAUAAGCCUUCUCCUCGUUGGAUAGAUCGUAACACAGGGAAACCCAUGCCCCUUCCGCAAACAUUGAAAGGACGAACACAAUACGCCCUCGACCUAACGCUUGCGAUAACAGGUUCUAGCUGCUUCCAUGAUCGACACUGGGACUUCGCUCCUCCGGGCAUCAGGACAUAUCGUGCCCCGCCUUCACUUUCUCGAUGGACCUUCGCUGUUUCUGCUUUGCAGCGAAUCGUGAUGCUGUAUGCGACAUAUGAUGCGCUGGACUUCUUGCUCAAGCGUGCCAUCAAUUUCCAUCAUCUUCAACAGCUCUCCCCAUUGAAUCCAAGCCCCGUUACUACGUUGCUGCCGUAUCACCUCCAAUUGUUCUGCGUCAUCGUAUUAUGCGCACACGCUUAUGUUGGGAUGACGAUGGAAAAUCUCGCAUUUUCGAUUAUCUUUGUCGGUUCAGGCCUUUCUUCCAUGGACUCAUGGCCGCCAUUUUUCAACCGACCUUUUUCAUCCAGAUCCCUCCCUUCUUUUUGGGGUGAAGGCUGGCACUUCUUCCACAGACACAACUUCGUCAGCAUAUCCAAAUUCUUCGUCGACCCAUUCACAACCGACCCUAACAUAGCCCAAUUCUUAAUCACCGUCCUCUCAUUCUUGCAGUCCGGAUUCUUGCAUGAAAUCGUGAUGGAGUCUCUCCCUCUUGCGAAGGAUCCAAUAACGUAUACUCUCCCACUGUUUUCGCUGGAAAGGAUGCGGUACUGGAAUCUAUCGGCGAUGAAGUUCUUUAUCGUGCAACCAAUUGGAAUCAUCUUCGAUGCGUUAGUACUUCGAAAGAGGGUACCAGGGUUGCGAAGAGUGUUUGCAUUCAUGUGGUUAUUGCACACAGGGAGAUGGUGGGCAGAUAUGUGGGUCGCGAAAGGGAUGUGGGAUGGGGAUGACCCUGCGCUCGUCGUCAGGCCGGCUGCUGUGGUUUUGAGGCGUAUUUUCGGAAAUACAUAGACUCUAGUGAUAGAAUGGGACAGCUUGCCGACUGAAGCAUAGGUCCUAGUUUCGGCGUGAUAGUUAGGAAGGCUGGUCCAUCAUAAAUAUUACAUCGCAUGUUGCUCUAGCUCUGAAAUU